This is a messenger RNA of Orbicella faveolata, 3089 nucleotides long. Its product is annotated as TNF receptor-associated factor 4-like. Gene Ontology annotation, biological process: regulation of canonical NF-kappaB signal transduction. The record is from RefSeq and is a predicted model, not a curated record. Gene Ontology annotation, molecular function: zinc ion binding; tumor necrosis factor receptor binding; ubiquitin protein ligase binding. NCBI's taxonomy places the organism in Eukaryota, Metazoa, Cnidaria, Anthozoa, Scleractinia, Merulinidae. Gene Ontology annotation, cellular component: plasma membrane signaling receptor complex.
GGGACCAAACGGAAUGUGGGGGAGGAGGAGCUUUGGAGACGCUGGCCCUGUAUCUCUUAAGUAUUAAAGUCAUAAAAGGAAACAAGAAAAUUUAAAUUGUGAAUUGCUAAUGCACUACACGGAAUUAGCGCUAUAUAAACGUUACAUCCGUUUUUAACAAUAGCAAAGCGUCAAUUCUUUUUCGUGCAAAAACCUACCACUUGAGCCGCAUAUUUAUUCUGUAUUAUUUAAACCAAUCAGCCUGUUCGUAUGAAUGGGCCAAUUAGCAAGGGUGUUAUUUCAGCCUUAGCAAGGUUAGUGGAGAAGGCCCUGGGGACGAAGCUAGUUUUCACUUUCAAUUUACAACAUGGUGGAAGCUCCAGGAAUUCCGCUACCUUCGGGUUAUGGCGAGGACUUUGUCGAUGCACUUGAAGACGAGAAUCUCUGUGUGAUAUGUUAUUUGCCGCUUAAGAAGCCUGUUCUGACAAGAUGUGGCCACAGGUUUUGUAAAGAAUGCCUCGAGGAACAUUUCAGAAGGUGCGGCUUAGUUUACGUUGUUAGACUACAGUGUCAUUUAGAUUUUACUCACUUGGCAUCCUGCCUUUUUAGAGAUGUUCCCUGCAUCAAUGAUAACUGUCAAGUUACACUGAAAUGGAAAGACCUCAGUGAACACGUGAGUGUCACGUGCCAGUGGAGGAUUAUACUGUGUGAACACUGCAACGAGCCACACCCUAAGUGUCAAAUGGAGGAUCAUGUCCGAGAAAAAUGUAAACUGCGUCCAUUACCCUGCCCAUUCAAGUGCGGCGCUUUAAACCUGAGAGACAAGGAAUUGCAGGAUCAUCUUAAAACAUGUGAACGCUUCCCACUGAGAUGUCCUAACAACUGCGAAGAAGUAGUUUCUCGAGAAAUGGUUUCUAAUCACAUUAAGGACUAUUGCCCCUUGACAAAAAUGCCGUGUCCAUUCGCGUGGAUGGGCUGCUGCACAGAGGUGCAGAGAGAUGAACUCGAAUCACAUCUUGAAUGUGCAACUAAAAGUCACCUCGAUUUAGCGUGCGGUGAGUUAAGGGACACGCAGGAAAAAGUAAAAGAACAGAUCACACAUUUUGACAGACUUGAAGAGAGGGGAAGGAUCUUAGACGAGCAACUUGAAGAGAAAGUAGAUGAUAUUCAAGACCAGCUUCGAAACAAUGUAGAUUUCUUACAACGGCAACACCAACGGAGAGUUGGUAUCCUUCAAGAGCAGCUUGAACAAGAGCAGAAAAUUCGUAGGAAAAUUAGCACAAUAUUUUCGAUUUGUUUGGUGUUGGGACUUGUGUUUUUUAAGUUUUACCUGACGAAACUUGAAGAUACAGUCCAGAAAAAUUUAGAAGAAAAAGUAAGUGUUAUUCAGAGCCUGCAUGAAAAGAAUAUGGUUAUGAUAAAGAAGGAUCUUGAAGAUAAAUUCCAGAAGAAACUAGAAGAAAAAGUAAGUGCUAUUCAGAGUCUGCAUGAAAAGAAUAUGGGUAUGGUAAAGAAGGACCUUGAAGAUAGAUUCCAGAAGAAACUAGAAAAAGUAAGUGUUAUUCAGAGCAUGCAUGAAAAGAAUGUGGGUAUGGUAAAGAAGGAUCUUGAAGAUAGUUUCCAGAAGAAACUAGAAAAAGUAAGUGUUAUUCAGAGCCUGCAUGAAAAGAAUAUGGUUAUGAUAAAGAAGGAUCUUGAAGAUAAAUUCCAGAAGAAACUAGAAGAAAAAGUAAGUGCUAUUCAGAGUCUGCAUGAAAAGAAUAUGGGUAUGGUAAAGAAGGACCUUGAAGAUAGAUUCCAGAAGAAACUAGAAAAAGUAAGUGUUAUUCAGAGCAUGCAUGAAAAGAAUGUGGGUAUGGUAAAGAAGGAUCUUGAAGACAAAUUUGAAUCGUUAAACACUUAUCUUAGCAAUAGACUGUUGAUAUUAGAGCUGCAUACAGAAGUAUCUCACGAUUUUAUAUGGAAGAUAACAAGCUUUGAAAACAAAUUGAGGCAAGGAAAAAACAAAGAAAAGCGGUUAAUUGACAGUUUUCCGUUUUACGCGUAUGGCUACAAACUGAUGCUAAGAUUGUAUCCAGAUGGCGAUGGCGCUGGAGAGAACACUCAUCUCUCCAUAUUUAUUGCUGUAAUGAAAGGCGAAUAUGACGCCAUAUUACCCAAGGGGUUCACAAAGCGGGUAAAAAUUACGUUAAUCGACCAGCAAGAUAAUCCAAAUGAACGACAAAACGUUGUUAUGGGGUUUAAUGCAGACCCCCCAGAAAAAUCCUUUGAAAGGACUGCUGAAGGAGAAAUCCGUUUAGGGUGGGGAUUCCCACAAUUUGUAUCACAUAAUGACCUCAGGACAAGACGCUUUCUUGUUGACGACACCUUAUUCAUUAAAGUUCAAGUAUACGCACCAAAAACUAAGGCAUCACGGUUCUAACUUUAACCAUUUACACCUUAAAGGCUGCUAAUGGUCUGGUAUGUCAAUGAUCUUGGAAAAGGAUGUUUUCGUGGUGACUGUAUAUUUUGACAUUCAUGCUUUUUGAACUUUGGAAUUUUCUUGUUUUUAUCAAGAAAAUGUGACUUUAUAUUCUUGGUUUCAGUCAUGUGACGCAGUCAUAUUCCAAAAUUAAAAAUUACCUUUCCUUCUGAGGUUUUAGUUUCAUUAGACAAAAGACCCUAUACGAACUUGACGUUUGACAAUGUUUUAGCUCGACAAGGUUCUUUUUGUAAUUUUCCAAGCUUUUGCGUUGCGUGACAUGAAAAUGGAGGCCCGAAAAGGCUGUCGCAUAGGUCAAAUGAUGAGUUAUCGCUUUAGUUUUUGCUAACUAAACGGUGCUUGCACUAGAACAAGCAUUUAUUUCAAUGUGUCGAAGCUCUAGAGUAAACAUUUUUCGUUUCAAUAGCAGACUUCAAUGACAAAUGUUUCUGUUACUUUACGGCCGCCAUGUCUGUGCCCCUCCGAAGGGCACAAACAUGGCGUCUCCAUACAAAGCUCUAUAAAUUUCGGUGACACACUUCGGCGAAUAACGCGCGAUUGAAAAACAGCAUAAACCUGAUUCUUGGCGAGGUUGUUUAUAUGGCAAUCAUCUAUCAUAUUCCAGAUUCUUGAAUUUAUUUAUUGAAUG